AUGUUCUGGCCACCGCAUAGGAAAAUCAACGGUGCCCCAUCUGCUGCAUCGGGUAGGGUAGAUAUGGGUAUGGUUGCUACUGCUCAAGCCUUCCCAUCUUCUUAUUCCCCUUCUUGCGCUUUUUCACCCUUAUCGUCUCGUUCCAGCUUCACUUUUAUCCCCCUAGUUUUCAACCCCCCGAUUCUCGGUCCUCCACCAGCUUGCUUCAGUAGUCGCUUGUCUUUUAGUUUCAAAUCCCAGGUGAACGUGGAGCGUCAUUCUUGCACUGUCAACAGGCCCAUGUCCAAGCAAGCGGCCCAUUCCAGUUCAUCGGCUUCCAUUUGGAGCACUCGAUCCUCCUUCAGACUGGCAUGCCUAAAUGUACGCACAUUGCUUCAGAUCGGUCAACAGGCAGCACCUGCCCGAACAUUAGAGACCCUCUCCAUUGAUAUCUGCUGCUUAUCGGAGAUCCGCCAGCAAGACUCGAGCUUUGUGCUCACUCUGCGAUCCCCUUCAGGUGACACUAGCAGCACUUUCUCAUUGCGCCUAUCUGUUGACGAUACAGCUACGAGCACCGGCCAAGCCAGUGUUGGUAUUGCCCUGAGUCCCCGGGCUGAAGCUGAUCUGGUUGAUUGGAUUCAAAUCAGUAGCCGGAUGUGUGCGGUCCGAUUGUCUGCCUCGUUCAAAGCUUCGAAGUCGCGUGGGACUAAGAGGUGUCUACUCGUUAUCGCUGCCUAUGCACCGACAAACUGUAGCGAUGACUCGGUAAAAGACGACUUCUAUCGUCAACUGAACGAGCUCCUUCGCCACAGAAGAAACUCGGACACUGUAGUGCUGGCUGGGGAUCUGAACGCUCAAGUCGGAAAAUUAUCCACAGAUGAGCUGCAUCUGGGCGGCCAACAUAGUGUAGGCUCCCGUAAUGAUAACGGUGAGCGGUUACUUCAUUUGUGUGAGGAUGCUCGCUUAUUUCUUGCGAGCACUAACUUCAGACACAGCACCGCCGAGGGUGACUUGGCGCCCACCAGCCUCGAACCAGUUAUGGACGCAAAUCGAUCACAUUGCGAGAAGUUACCGAUGGAGAGGCUGCGUCCAGAACUGUCGCCCGAUUUGCAGCACUGGUGUGGACACCGAUCAUGCACUUGUAUGUGCUGA
Molecule: messenger RNA, 1131 nt
Organism: Dicrocoelium dendriticum
Lineage: Eukaryota; Metazoa; Platyhelminthes; Trematoda; Plagiorchiida; Dicrocoeliidae
Source: the annotation of a GenBank genome assembly